CUGGGUCAUAGUGAGAAGGAGCGCGCGAGAAAUACGAAGAGUGGGAUGGAGGGACAGACGCAGGCUGAUGAUUUGGCAAGAGGAAGGACCGAGGGAUUGGUAGUUCGGGGACUACAAAUCCCAGCAGGCAGCGCGCCUGCCCCCAGGCCGCCUACCAGGAGAGGGAAAAGGUUCCGCGCGCGGGUUGAAUGGAACAUUGCCUUCUUGGGUCCGGAUCCCACCGCGGGGAGUAGUGGUGCGGCUCCUAGUCGGGACGCGUGGAUCCGGAGACCGAGAGCCGCGCAAUUGAUGCAAGGUUUUAAAUCCCCUCCUCUGCUACGGCACGCCCAUCAUGCACAGGAAACACCUCCAGGAGAUUCCCGAUUCGAACAGCAAUGUUAAUAGCACCUUCACGUGGGGAUGGGAUCUUAACAAGACAUCGGAUUUGCUCUCAGGAAUGGGGGUCGCAGUUCUGGAGAAAGAUAAGGUGGACAGUGAAAACAUCCCCCAGGAGCUGCUCUUAACUCAAGCCCCUCCGCCAAAAAAGCAAAAGGUGAAAGCGAAGGAAAAGGACUUUGUAAUUGCCCGCAGGCCGAGGCAAUCCAAAGAGAACAGUUCAGGAAUUUCUUGGGAUAUGCUUCCAGACGAAUUGCUCCUUGGAAUCUUUUCAUAUUUGUCUCUGCCCGACCUUGUAAGAGUCUCUGGGAUUUGUAAGAGGUGGCAUCGCCUCUCGUUUGAUGAAUCACUGUGGCAGACUUUAGACCUGACAGGGAAACAUUUACUGCCAGGAGUAAUUGGGCAGUUGCUCUCUAUAGGUGUGGUCGCUUUUCGCUGCCCAAGAUCACACGUGGAUGCGCCACUGUUUAAAAAUCUGAGCCUGGAAGGACUGAGGCUUUCAGAUGCCAUCGUCAGAAACCUGGCUCAGAAUUCAGACUUAGUGCGAUUAAACCUCUCUGGAUGUUCCGGAUUUUCAGCCUCUGCGCUGGGGGCUCUGCUGAGCGGCUGUACUCGCUUAGAUGAGCUGAACCUCUCCUGGUGCUCUGAUUUCUCGGCAGAACACAUCCAAGUUGCCGUCAGCUCUAUCACAGAAAGCGUGACACAAUUGAAUCUCAGUGGGUACAGACAGAAUCUACAGAGAUCAGAUGUGACGACAUUAGUGGGAAGGUGCCCCAAUCUGGUCCACUUAGAUUUAAGUGACAGUGUCCUGCUGAAGACUGACUGUUUCCAGGAACUUCAUCAACUCAUCUACCUCCAACACUUGUCGCUCAGCCGAUGCUAUGAAAUAAUGCCAGCAGCCUUACUUGAACUUGGAGAUAUCCCCUCACUGAAGACACUACAGGUUUUUGGAAUUGUAACAGAAAAUUCCCUUCCUGUGCUAAAGGAAGCACUCCCUCAUCUGAAGAUCAACUGUUCUCACUUCACUAGCAUUGCCAGGCCAACAGUGGGCAGCAAAAAGAACCCAGAGAUCUGGGGCAUCAGGUGCCGCCUGAUGAUGCCCAAUCCAAAUAGCCACUGAUGUCCUCAUUACAAAGUGACUUCACAGAAGAGCAGACAAAAAGGCCCCUGUACUUGGAGUCCCUCAACCAUUUUUCUUCUGAUGAGUUACACCUUCCACCUUAUAACUGUUUUGGCUUGAGGAUCACUUGAGAAAGAACUGUUUCCUGUCACUAACUCAUAAAAAUUUAGGAAUGAGUGUUUUGCACUGGGAACACAACUUUUGUCAAUGCCCUUUAAAGGCCUGCUUGGAGAGCCAUGACAUUUCAAUUAUUUAUGAGUUUAAGGCAGUAAACCUGUACUUAUUAUUAAAAGGUGGUUCAAGGUAAGUACUUCAUACCACCUCUCUGACAUUCCCUCUUCUAAAAAUCUUCAGAAUGCAGCCAGUGCUCAAGUGAAUAAUUUUAUAGAAACUGUUUCAGUAAUCAUACAUGCUUUUUCUUUUUCUCUGUCUUGCCUUACAUAGAACAGAUUGGAAGAACCCCAAAUCACUCAUUUUCUGAACAGAGCACAAAUAGAGCUUGGGGGGAAAAAGUCCAAACUCUGUCUUUGAGUACCAAUCACUGAACCUUGAGGUAAUAAGGAUCAUGGGAAGGGAGACCCCACAAAAGCAUUUUAAGAUCCUGGAAAAAAGUGUUGUCUUUAGCCCAAGGGUUGGGGCAAAGAGUAAAGUACAUUUCCACUUGGUGAUAUAUGCAUACCAAAAAUGCUUAGGAACCUUUGAAGGCAGAGCAAGCCAAAUGACAGCUGGUUUCUGUGACUGAUGAGCUUGAGGUCUUCUUGGACUAAUUAGACAACGUUUCUUUACGGUGAUUCAUAGGUAGUUUUUUCUAGGUUCUGAAACUAGCUGUGGGGAUGUAAUUAUGGUGGUGUUUGUUUGCUUUUUUAUAACAUUUUUUCACAUCAUGACCACGUAUCUUACCAUUGGUAAAGGCUUGCUGCCUUGUUCACUUUUUUAUACUGAAGGUGCUUUUGCUUCUGAUGGUUUAUGUUUCACAAACCAAUUUCUGUUUUAGGUGCUAGGUGGAAUUUGGCCUUGUUCCCUGUUCUUCCUUAUAGCUGAGGUCUAGAAGGGGCUAUUUUGAUUUUUCUUAGAAUCAAAUACUGAAUAAGAAGAAAUAAAAAAUCUUUGCAUCUUUUGUUUGGAAUGCCCCAUUUGAAAGAGCUCUGGGGUCUACAAUUACUAGGAAGCACCAUGAAACUUCAGCACUCUUGUGAAAGAGGAGCAAUUUCUUGACUUUGGGCAGUCUGGGAGCAGGAACCCCAACUUAAAAGCAUUGAUUUUACCUGUUGGGGAGCAGCUUUGACUUUUUAGAACUGAUGGAGCACCCAGAAAAAAAAUUAUUCAUACUCUUAAAAACUAGGUCAACAAAUCACUUCACGUCUUCCCAUUGAUCAAAGAAUACCAAUUUUAUUUUGUUUCUGUGACUGACUUAAAAAAAAAAAUCAAGAUGGAACUAAUAUGGUAAGCCUGCCGUAGAUUGAACUGCAUUUCCACUAAGGACACUGUCAUCUGUUAAGACUGCUGGAGAAAACACUUUGGCCCAGUGUUAUACAGAGAUUAACUGUUGCCAGCCUGUUACACGUGCUGUCGCGAAAUGGUAACUACACCUUGAAAUGUUGUUUACAUAAUAGCCAUUAAAGAGACAUAGGGUGGGUCUGGUGGGAUUUGUACCUUUGGAUACACAUCCUCUUCAGCACUCAAUUCCAGAUAUAAGCUAUCUUGCCAAGAUUUUAGUGACCUUCACGAUGUCUACUUUUAUAUGUUUUUAAU
Vombatus ursinus (common wombat) is the source of this 3247-nucleotide messenger RNA. RefSeq names its product S-phase kinase-associated protein 2-like. The record is from RefSeq and is a predicted model, not a curated record. The transcript has 10 exons. Gene Ontology annotation, molecular function: protein binding. NCBI's taxonomy places the organism in Eukaryota, Metazoa, Chordata, Mammalia, Diprotodontia, Vombatidae. Bases 332 to 1495 code for a protein of 387 amino acids.